This is a messenger RNA of Neltuma alba, 1866 nucleotides long. RefSeq names its product protein phosphatase 2C 37. NCBI's taxonomy places the organism in Eukaryota, Viridiplantae, Streptophyta, Magnoliopsida, Fabales, Fabaceae. Gene Ontology annotation, molecular function: protein serine/threonine phosphatase activity; cation binding. Bases 185 to 1474 code for a protein of 429 amino acids. Gene Ontology annotation, biological process: protein dephosphorylation. The record is from RefSeq and is a predicted model, not a curated record. The transcript is spliced from 4 exons.
UUCCAUCCUGCUCUCAACGGAUCUCCUCCUCUCUUAAUUCUCUCGGCCUACUUUGCCUUUUCGCUUUUUAAUUUUGCUGCUGCUUCUGUGUCUGAUUUAGCUGUGAAAGAUUUUUGGUUGUUUGGGCUCGGAAUUUUGUGUUUCUUCUUCUUGAUUGAUCUGUUUGGUGAGUUCUUUUUUUGUGAUGGCUGGGAUAUGCUGUGGUGUUGUUGGAGAAGGGGAGACUCCGACUCCGAUUGAGCCGGGACGACCUUCUCGGAGACGGAGGUUGGAUAUAAUGCCCUUGAAGCUUAUGGCUGACAUGGCCGUGCUGCCGCCUGACACUUGCCUGAAGCGCCAAAAGCUGGAUCUCUGUGCUAAUUCUCCGCCGCAACCAAGAGACUGCGUAAACGCAGUUGAGAAUUGUGAAUCUGGUGGUGUUAAGACGGUAGAGGAAGAAAACAGGAAGGAACAGAAAGGGGACGAAGCUGUGUCGACGGUUACUUCUUUAAAUUCAACUGCUACAAAAGAUUGUGAUAAUGAGGAUAUUCGUGAGUGUCCAAAGUUUGGGGUUACAUCGGUUUGUGGUAGAAGGAGGGAUAUGGAAGACGCGGUUUCAGUUCGUCCGUCGUUCUGCCAAGAACAGGGUCAAAAUACAAACGAGUUUCAUUACUUCGGUGUGUUCGACGGCCAUGGUUGCUCUCAUGUAGCGACGAUCUGUAAGGAUAGGUUGCAUGAGAUUGUGAAGGAAGAGGUCGGCGGAGCACGAGAGGAUUUGGAGUGGAAGUCUAUGAUGGAACAGAGUUUCGCUCGGAUGGACGAGGAGGUGCAGAACUGGAGCCAAAGCAACCAGAACUCCACUUGUAGGUGCGAGCUACAGUCGCCUCACUGCGACGCCGUUGGAUCUACCGCGGUUGUUGCUGUCGUUACGCCGGACAAGAUCAUUGUCUCCAACUGUGGCGACUCCCGCGCUGUUCUCUGCCGUAACGGCGUCGCCGUCCCCCUGUCGUCCGAUCACAAGCCCGACCGACCUGACGAGUUGCUUCGAGUUCAAGCCGCCGGAGGACGGGUCAUUUAUUGGGACGGUCCUAGGGUUCUCGGAGUUUUGGCAAUGUCCAGAGCCAUAGGCGACAAUUAUCUUAAACCUUACGUUAUAUCGGAGCCGGAGGUGACGGUGACGGAGCGCACAGAUGAGGACGAGUGUUUGAUACUUGCAAGCGACGGCCUGUGGGACGUGGUGUCAAACGACACCGCAUGCGGGGUGGUGCGGAUGUGCCUGAAGGUGCAGAAACCGCCGUCACCGCCAGGAUCGCCGGGAAGCGACAUGGCGGUGUACUCCGCGGCAGAUGGGUCGGACAAGGCAUGUUCGGACGCAUCCAUUUUGCUGACGAAGUUGGCUUUGGCCCGGCAUAGUACGGACAAUGUGAGCGUCGUGGUGGUGGAUUUGAGGAAAGAGAAACCACAAUGUAACUCCGACGAGGCGAACAAUAAUUAAAACAAAUCAAAAUAAUGGAGGACAUGAACGACGAAAAGGAUAGCUAAUCAAACCCACCUGGCCACUUCCCUUUUUCUCUCUUCAUCGGAAUGGAAAGCAAAGCAAAAAAGGGGAGGAUGGGGUCAGGCUUCUACGUUUGAUUCAUCGGAAAUUGUAGGCUGAAAGAGAGGAGAGAAUUGGGACCAGAAGGAGAAUGAUAAUUGAGUAUGAAGAUGAAGAUAAGAAAUUGCUCAAAAUUGUAACAUUCGGAGAAAGAAACAAAUUAUUAUAGGAAAAUCGUAGGUUAGUCAAAAUCAAAGUGUCAACAAAGCCUUGAAAAUGGAGGGCUUGACACACCUUUAUUUGUCCAUAUAUAUAUAUGAGCUCUAUAUAAUUAGAUUUUCUCUGCAAAA